AAUGACGUGAAUUUGCGCGCGAAAAAGCAUAAACAGUUUGCUCAACUGGUAACUACUGACGUAAUUUUUUAAAUUUGAAUCUGCAACGAUCGAAGAGUGAAAAUGAAUUUAGUGAAUGGAGGUGCAAGCAGCAGUUGUGCUAUUGACUUGUUGGCAGAUGUUCUUGACGAUUUAUCAGAAAAUGGUGUCAAUAAUCCUGUUGAUAAUGGCAGUUCUCUUUGUCAGAAACAAAGCAAAACAUACACUUUUAUUGACAUUAUGGAGAAGCCUGAACCUGUGCAGGAAAGCACAGGUGGUGGUGAUAUUCACUCCUAUCGCAAAUCGCUGAAAUUUAUAAGGGAAGUGAGUGGCGCGUGCCCUGAUGAGGACGCUGAUGGUGAUGAAGAUGGACAAGUAUUUGGCAGUAGUAGUGGCAACCAUUAUGCAGAGAGUCGUGCUUCAUUUGCUCCAGAGAAAAAAGCAUCCUGGAAGAGCCGAACACUUUCUGCACCUUCUUCACAGCAGGCAGUUGCCAAGCAUGCAAGUGUUGACACAAUGUUCGGAAUGCGUAUUGCUAAUCCAAUGAUAUCAUCGCGUACUGUUGAGCAACUUAUGCAAGGCAGGAAAUUUGUGUCAAUUGCACUAGCUAAACAGAUGAAAGCAGACAAAGAGCCAUCAAUUGACUGGGUGGUUGUUGGAGCCAUAGUGAACAAAUCACAACCACGAACGUCAAAAUCUGGUUCAAGCUACACUGUGUGGCGGAUUUCUGAUUUGAAGUCCUCUCUACUAACAGUAUCAAUCUUUUUGUUUGGUGCCGCAUACUCCACACAUUGGAAGCAUGCCCUUGGUACUGUUGUGGGCAUUUUGAAUCCAAAAUUGAUGGCUGGGAGGGAAGGCUACUCGGACAAUGAGACAUCACUUUCUGUAAACCAGUCAGACAAACUGUUAGUUGUUGGGACAGCAAAGGACUACGCUCUUUGUCAAGCAAGGAAAAAGGAUGGAACCCCUUGUACAGCUUUUGUAAAUGCUCAUGAUAGCAAAGUAUGUGUUCAUCACCUCGUCAGUGAGUACAAGAAGACAUCACGUAAUUUUAUCUCUCCAAGUACAUCUCGCAUCAACCUCCAAAACAAGAUUUUAGGGAAAAAUGAGAUCUUUUAUGGAGGCAAAAGCUAUGUGAAAACACCUGCAAAACCAAGUCAGAAGCAGUUGGCCCAUGACAAACUUGUAUUGUCACGACUCAGUCCAGCAGCUGGUCCAGGAUGUGGCAUAGGCAGUAAGGCAUCUGGCAGUAUGCAGGCUAUGGGGUUUUCAGGAACCAUUCGUAACCCGGUCACUGCAAAUCACUUACGAAAUACGCAAGCGAAGAAAGACAAUGACAUUUUAGAGCGUUUGUCUGCAUCAAGUGGUUCCAGUAUGAACAAAGCUUCAAGUGAGCUACCUAAUUGGAUAAAAAAUAAGACUGUCAAGGAUGAUAAAAAAACUGAAAACACCAGCAGAAUUGAAGAAAACACUCCAUCUUUUGUGAUGAAAGAAAGGAUUAGGAGCAAUUCACAAAAAAACUCGGAGAAAAUCAGCGAUAAAGGAUCAUCAUCUUUAGUUUUGAAGGAACAAAACUGUAUGAUUAUAAGUGAUGCUGAGUCACUGGACCACAAACAAAAACGGAAAAGUGCCGCUGAUCCAUUUUACUUAGAAAUUACAGAGAAUGUUUCUCCUAAACAGAAAAACUGCAAGCUUGCGAAAAAAGAAGAUCGGAAAGCAGUAGUUAGCAAUGCCUCAGUUUUGGAGAAUCACAUCAGUGUUAAUAAGAAGUCAGUGUCAUCAGUUGUCAACCCGAGCACUUGCAAAACUGUGUCUGAAUCCAUAUCACCAGAUAUAACCCAAAGACUGUCAACAACUUCUUCUGACAACAAGAGAGAUUUGACACAAGAGAAUACUCCAUCAUUUGUCAUGAGGCAAAAGACAAGACGUGAAGGUGAAGAGAAACCUUCACACAAACCUGAGUCUUCUGCAGUACAUAAAGAUGAUGUAAAUGUCGCAGGAAAACAAAGCAUGGGGCAGAAGACUACAGCUGCCAGUAAGAAAACUGCUUAUUAUUUAGAAGUGGAGGAAGAACAAAAUUCCAGAGUCUCUCUGGAUCGUCUUUCAAAUUCAGCUGACAUGCAAAAGGCAUGUAUAGGUGUCAACUCAGCAGGCUCUUUGUCAAAACCAGUUCUUCACCCAAGAAAGCAACAGGCGCGAGCAAAGGCAGCACAGAUAAUUAAGAAAGUUGGACCACUACCUAAAGACAACAGCAAAUCAGUGGCUGCUGUCAAACGGAAAUUGGAAGAUCAGUCUGAAAAAGAGUCCGAAAAGGAACGUGUAUCUCAAAUGGAAAAAUUUAGGCGGCUGAUGGGUGUGAGUUCCAAACAUACUACACUGAUAGAAGCAAGGGAUUUGGAAGCUGAAGCAGAAUACUUCAGUAACCUCGAAAAGAGAGAACAACUAGAAGAGAAGAUGCUCACUACAUACAAGGUGCCUUGUAAGGCUGUGCGCUGCCCCAAGUGCAAGUACCUGGCACUUCAGGCAUCAGAAUUUUGUCGUUCGCAAGGACAUCGGGUGUAUGUAGUCGAGACUUGCAAACGAUUCUUCAAGUGUGAAGACUGUGGCAAUCGCACCAUCAGUCUGAGCUUAGUGCCCACGCAGACAUGUGGCCGCUGUAACGGCUCUCGAUGGAAGAGGACAACAAUGAUUUCUGAGAGACGUGGUCCAUCUCUUACCACCCCAUUGUGCUUGAGGGGUGGUGAGGAAGUCUUCUUGGGACAUCAAACUGAGGGAAACAUUAAUUUGCUUGUUCCCGAAGAUUGAGAACAGUGCAGUUGAAAGAACACCUGCUUCACAAUUUCAUAAGAUGUGUGUUAUGUGAAGUGCAUGAAAAUGUGAGGUGUAAGGAUCACUGAUACAAUUAUACUGCAAAAUCAGCAAUAACUGAACAAGUGGUUUAUGCCAGUGUUGAACAAGUUGAACAGAAAGACGUAUAUAGCACACAUCAUACUUAUAUAAUUUGUUACAUGCAGUAUUUCCCAAACUGAAUACAAAGGACUCUGAAUGUAUCAUUUUAUGUUAAAAAGGCUGUGGCCUCUGUAAAUAUUUUGCAUCUUAAAUAUUAUUUUAACACUGCUUGUAAUUUUUUUCUAUGUUUGUAAGGAAUCUCACAUAACA
Messenger RNA from Schistocerca piceifrons (Central American locust), 3177 nucleotides. RefSeq names its product protein MCM10 homolog (gene Mcm10). The record is from RefSeq and is a predicted model, not a curated record. Lineage: Eukaryota; Metazoa; Arthropoda; Insecta; Orthoptera; Acrididae. Gene Ontology annotation, molecular function: single-stranded DNA binding; DNA replication origin binding. Gene Ontology annotation, cellular component: replication fork protection complex; nucleus. Gene Ontology annotation, biological process: DNA replication; DNA replication initiation.